GGGACUUCCGGGGUUGGGGCCCCCGUCCCCCCGCCCAGGGCCGCGUCGCCCUGGCUCGGAGGCGGGUAGGCGGGUAACGUAUCCCCAGGUUCCAGGGACUAAGAUGUGGAUGUGGGCGUGGGGAGAGAGGCAUUCUGCCUACCACAAAAGUGUCCUGAGGUGGACCCAAAAUCCCGCAUAACAAGGCCCUGGCCAUGCCCAGCCUCAGAGCUCAGCCCACGGAAGCAGACAUGGAGCUGACAGGACUGGGGCCCUGCCCUGGAACCCCUGCUUCCCAGGCCUGUGUGAGUGACGUGCCUGCUGCCGCCUACCCUGGAUCUGCAUUCCUUGGUUCCCUCUGCAGCCACGAUGCUGUGCCAGGAGCCAUCCACCCUCACCAUCAGCAUCCAGAUUAUGACACCAGGACUGAGGACACAGGGUUCCUUCAGAAGGAAGAAGUUCCUAUGGAUUUGGAAUCACAGACAGAAAUGGAAAAUUAUACUGGCGAUGCUUCCCAGACUUCCAAGCUUGGAGAACUCUGUUGUGACAUCUUAGAAAGAGACUGGGGAAUGCCUGAAGGCAAAAGACUGGUGAAAUCCCUCUGUCGUGAGGGGGAAUUCAUACCAGGAACAGUGUUCUUCAAGGAAACUCCUGCAGGAGAGAAAGGUUUGGACUGUAAUGGUUUUGAGAGAAGCUUCCGACUGAGCCCCAAUCUGAUGACAUAUCAGAGAAUUCCUACAGAAGAGAGGCCACAUAUGUAUGAUACGUGCAGCCAAAACUUUCCAUUGUAUAAUAUUGACCUCACUAGCCAUGAGGGAGUUCACAUAGGUGAAAGCCCAUUUAUCUGUAAUGAGUGCGGAAAAACCUUCAGAAGAAGCCCUGAUCUUCAGCAUCAGAUAACCCACACUGGAGAGAAGUCACUUACAUGUAAUGAAUGUGGAAAACCCCUCAGCCAGGACUCAGUUCUUAAAAAUCAUCGAAGAUCUCAUGUGAGUAAGAAACCCUACCAGUGCAGUGAAUGCGGGAAAGCCUUCAUUGUGCAUUCAAACCUUAUUAGACAUCAGAUGAACCAUAGUGGAGAGAAGCCUUAUGUAUGUAAUGAAUGUGGAAAAGCCUUCUGCCAGAACUCAAGUCUUAAAAAGCAUCAAAAGUCUCACAUGAUUGAGAAACCCUAUGAUUGCAAUGAAUGUGGGAAGGCAUUUAGGCGGAGCUCAAACCUUAUACAACAUCAAAGAAUUCAUUCUGGAGAGAAACCAUAUGUGUGCAAUGAAUGUGGAAAGGCCUUCAGGCGGAGCUCAAACCUCAUUAAACACCACAGGAUUCACACAGGUGAAAAGCCUUUUGAAUGUAACGAAUGUGGAAAAGCCUUUAGCCAGAGCGCGCAUCUGCGUAAGCACCACAGAGUUCACACUGGAGAAAAACCUUAUGAAUGUAAUGAUUGUGGCAAACCAUUCAGUCGUGUCUCAAACCUCAUUAAGCAUCACAGGGUUCACACUGGAGAGAAACCUUAUAAAUGCAGUGACUGUGGGAAAGCAUUUAGUCAGAGUUCAAGCCUUAUUCAGCAUCAGAGAAUUCACACCGGAGAAAAGCCUCAUGUGUGUAAUGUGUGUGGAAAAGCGUUUAGUUACAGUUCAGUGCUCAGAAAGCACCAGAUAAUCCACACCGGAGAGAAGCCAUACGAGUGUAGCGUCUGUGGGAAGGCCUUCAGCCACAGCUCGGCCCUCAUUCAGCACCAGGGGGUGCACACAGGCGACAAGCCAUACGAGUGCCGCGAAUGUGGAAAAACCUUUGGUCGCAGCUCCAACCUUAUUCUACACCAGCGAGUUCACACUGGAGAGAAACCCUAUGAGUGUACUGAAUGUGGAAAAACCUUUAGCCAGAGUUCAACCCUAAUUCAGCAUCAGAGAAUUCAUAAUGGGUUAAAACCCCAUGAAUGUAACCAAUGUGGUAAAGCCUUCAACCGAAGCUCAAAUCUCAUUCACCAUCAGAAAGUUCAUACUGGAGAGAAACCUUACACAUGCAUUGAAUGUGGGAAGGGCUUCAGCCAGAGUUCACAUCUUAUUCAGCAUCAGAUAAUCCACACUGGUGAGAGGCCCUAUAAAUGCAGUGAGUGUGGAAAAUCCUUCAGUCAGCGCUCCGUCCUUAUCCAGCACCAGAGGAUUCACACAGGAGUGAAGCCCUAUGACUGCACAACUUGUGGGAAAGCCUUCAGCCAACGGUCAAAGCUGAUUAAACACCAGUUGAUUCACACCAGGGAAUAGCAUGUUGGACCACUGAGAAUGAAAUUGUAGUGUGGUUUCCUGUCCAGCUCCUCUCUGGUGGAUGUCUCAGCCUUACCCACUUCUCAGACUUGAAACCCGGAGUCACUCACUACUCCUCCAUCCUCAUGCCAACCAUCCUAAAAGCCCAGGACCCUCCUUUGAAACUUUCUUUACAAGCUCCCACCACUUGUAUUACCACUGUCAUUGAUCAGUGUUUCAUGUGACCUCUAAUUUUUUUUUUUUUUUUUUCUUUUUUAGACAAUUUGUGAGGAGACUGCCACAUUUCUUAGGGGAAAAGGCUUAUGAAGGCUGAGUAUUUGAGGAAUAGAGUGUAUUCUGUAAUCAAAAUUUACCAAAAAAGUAAAUGGACAUUUGCUUUUGUUUGGUAAUUAAUUAUUAGUAAGUCCUUUGUAAAUGGCUGUAAUUAAUAUUCUGUUUACAUAAAAUGAAGUCAAAAAGUUUUUUGGGUUUCUUUGCUCUGUCACUCUCCCCCAAAGAUGGCUCAUACUUGUAACCACCAGAUUCCUUGGGCUUUUUCUGGUCUUUCUCAUUCCAUAAUUUGGACCUGAGACUCCCUCACUGUUGGAGAGAAGGGGGUUCUUGCCCUAGCAUUAAGGGGGUGACUGAACACACAACUCCCUACACUGGGCAUAUGAGAUUAACAACAGUUUAUUAGUCACAUGUACUCGAGCAGAGUGAACAGCCAGGGGCUGUGGAAGGCAGGCUUUAUGGUAA
Molecule: messenger RNA, 2975 nt
Organism: Choloepus didactylus (southern two-toed sloth)
Lineage: Eukaryota; Metazoa; Chordata; Mammalia; Pilosa; Megalonychidae
Gene: ZNF16
Product: zinc finger protein 16
Exons: 4
Coding region: 195-2240 (681 amino acids)
Biological process (GO): regulation of transcription by RNA polymerase II
Cellular component (GO): transcription regulator complex; PcG protein complex
Molecular function (GO): DNA-binding transcription factor activity, RNA polymerase II-specific; RNA polymerase II cis-regulatory region sequence-specific DNA binding
Source: RefSeq, a predicted model, not a curated record